This is a messenger RNA of Linum trigynum, 1265 nucleotides long. Lineage: Eukaryota; Viridiplantae; Streptophyta; Magnoliopsida; Malpighiales; Linaceae. The record is from the annotation of a GenBank genome assembly.
GAUUAGUGUAGAGUAAUCAACCCAACUUACUAAUUAAGCUAGCAAUAGUAAUAUGGCUUCUUCAGAAUCAUUAGUCAUCGUAAUAUUCUUCAUCCUGCAGUACUUUAUUGGAACCACUGGUCCUCUAUUCUUCUGCGAAGCCGUGGCAAUAACAAUGGCGCCGCCGCCACCUGAAAACGGAACAGUUGGCAGAUCAAGAGGAACUUCUUCAGCUGUCUUCGUAUUCGGUGACUCGACACUUGAUACCGGCAACAACGAUCAUAUCGUAACUUUGAGCAAGUCCAACUUUCCUCCCUAUGGAAGGGAUUUUCCGGGAAGAAUCCCCACCGGCAGAUUCUCCGAUGGAAGGCUUAUUUCGGACUUCAUAGUUGAUAGUUUAAGAAUCAAGUAUCUUUUACCACCUUAUCUCAAUCCGAAUCUUCAAGUUGAGGAUCUCAUAACGGGAGUGUGUUUUGCUUCUGCUGGCUCUGGUUAUGAUCCCAAGACACCAAAGAUAUUAUCGGCCAUAUCAAUUCCGAAUCAACUCAGUUUCUUCCAACAAUACGCGGGGAAGUUGAGAAGCCUAGUGGGAGAGCAGAGAUCAAACGACGUCGUUAGAAACGGGCUUUACGUAAUAUCAGCGGGCAACAACGACAUCUUACUGACCUCUUUGUUUCACACCAGAACAAUGUCGUCGGAGGAAAUGGCUUCAUACGCUGCCUUUCUCGCCGGCCAGGCUUCCGCCUUUCUCCGGCAACUGUACGGACUGGGAGCUCGCAAGAUAGUUCACCUGAGUGCAUCAACGACUGGAUGCAUCCCCGCAAUUAGAACUUUGCUCGGCGGUGUACAGAGGCAAUGUUCCGACGAGUCCAACGAGCUGGCCGUGAUGUUCAACGAGAAGCUCAGCGACGAAAUUCAGCGACUGAACGAUGACGUUUUGCUUCCUCACUUGAGCAUCGAGUUUGCCGACGUGUACACGCCUUUGUUUGAUAUCAUUAGGCGUCCUGAAAAUUAUGGGUUUGCCGUAACGAAGGAGGGGUGCUGCGGGACAGGAACUAUAGAGUUUGGAUUUCUUUGCAACCGAUUGAGCCCUUCUACUUGUGCGGAUACUUCAAAGUACAUUUUUUGGGAUAGUCUUCAUCCCACAGAAAAGGUGUAUAAAAUCUUGACUUCUGUAAUCAUGAAAGACAUAAAUAGGCUAUUGUAUUGAAAUCCUAUGUAUCCAUUGCUGCCUACAGCCACUAUACAGAGGAUUUUUGUACCGCUAAUAAAACCUCUAUAUGCAU